This is a messenger RNA of Raphanus sativus (radish), 1465 nucleotides long. RefSeq lists its product as uncharacterized. The transcript is spliced from 6 exons. Lineage: Eukaryota; Viridiplantae; Streptophyta; Magnoliopsida; Brassicales; Brassicaceae. The record is from RefSeq and is a predicted model, not a curated record. Gene Ontology annotation, molecular function: catalytic activity. Bases 150 to 1211 code for a protein of 353 amino acids.
AUGAUCGGAGAAGAACGAAACGGCUUAAACCCUAGUCUAAAUCUAAUGAAGCCUCACACGACGUCGUUUUGGGCUUUUCCAUUUUUAAAUUAUUUUUUAUAUAUCUAGUUAAAGAGAUGUGCUUCAUUUGACACAAGAGAGAAGGUGAAAUGUCGAAUUGCAGGUUUCUCUACCACAACGGCGUCGUUCUGGAGGCUCCUCCCGUCGCUACUUUCCUUCAGUCUCUCCCCGGGGCUUAUACAACGACGAGAACGAUAGAAAGUGGCACUAGAUUCUUGUUCUGGGAGAGACACAUGAAGAGACUCUCCAGCUCCAUUCGUAUCCUUUUGGAUUCAAAGCCCGAUCUUUUGUUCAGCUCGGUGUCGUCGUCGUCAUCAUCGUCGCGGUUUUUGAUGAUGAAUCGUUCGGUUCGUGAGUCGAGUAUUUACGAUCUAGUGAAUGGGUCUAUGAGCGAGGCUAUGAGAUCCGUUGUAUCCAAGGAAAGGGGGAGACUUUGUGGAGAAGAGUUAGCUGUGACGGUUCUUGUUACUGGUGACGAGGAGAAGUUGAGUAGGUUAGACGAUGAGAAGGUUGUGGAUUGUCUAGAUGUGUGGUUGCAUAUAGGUGGGUACUCGUUAGGUGUUGGUGAAAGGGCUGCGAGUUUGGCUUUGGUUGGUCGUGGAAGAGAUGUUGCUGCUGCUAAGUACUCAGACUGGGUAAGGCUGAGGAAGCCUCUUGAGAAGUUUAGACCUCUUUCGACUACUGAGCUUCUUUUGUCGAAUGAUGGUGAUCAUUUGCUUGAGGGUUGCGUCACAAACUUCUUCGUGGUUUGCCGCAGGUCAUCAUCUGGCAGUCUCUACGGUGGGAGUUUGGGCGGGUUUGAAGUGCAGACUGCACCUGUAACUGAUGGUGUGCUCCCAGGAGUUAUAAGAGAGGUUGUCAUCGAAGUGUGUUUAAGCAAAGGGAUACCAUACUGCGAGAGAGCACCUUCGUGGUCUGAGCGUGAGCUUUGGGAAGAAGCCUUCGUUACAAGUAGUCUGAGGAUUGUGCAGCACGUUGGGACGAUUAAAGUACCGGUUGGUUCAUUGAAGGCAUUGGCUCGUAGCAAACCAGAGGAGAUUGAAUGGAAGGAGAAAAGGUUUAAGGAAGGACCUGGAAUGAUCACUGAGUUAAUCCAGAGAACGAUAAUGGAGAGAGGAAUUGAAGAAGGGUUCCCGUUGAAGGACUUGUAAGGCCUUUUUCAUUCAUAUAGCUGAAGUGUUAUAACUGGUCCAUGUUCUACUGAUGUCAACAUGCGUCUCUCAUCAAGCUACAAAACCUGGAGUUAGAAACGUGUUCUUCUUCGGAUUACAUGAUGCUUGAUCAAGUUUCGUUUUGAUAGAUUUGUGUUUUUUUUUUCCUUCUCAUUUCCCUAGUAAUCAGAGUAAAACGAAUAACGGUCUGUAUUGUAUAUUUAAGUCAAUGAUGGGUCACAUCCUUUCAUGUA